Messenger RNA from Bicyclus anynana (squinting bush brown), 4932 nucleotides. RefSeq lists its product as uncharacterized. The record is from RefSeq and is a predicted model, not a curated record. The transcript is spliced from 6 exons. The coding region runs from base 396 to 3638 and encodes 1080 amino acids. Lineage: Eukaryota; Metazoa; Arthropoda; Insecta; Lepidoptera; Nymphalidae. Gene Ontology annotation, molecular function: protein binding.
GGAGACGAUAUUCGACUGGUGUGUCCGCCAGUCGCGCCGCGCGCACCGAGCUCUCUGCUACCCUGUCCCGCGGUAUCGCGUUCUCUCCGCGUCUACAGCCGCCCUUAUCAAAACAUUCCCGCAUUGGGAUCGAUCUGCACGUCUCUACUGGUGAUAACGUACGACCCCCGAAUGACGUUGCGACCGUAGUGCCCUGUUUAUACUGUGUUGUGACUUAUGGCUUGUGAUUAUCAGUUGUCGGAUUAUUGUUUACAAAAAUUGUUUUAAUUCGUCACACAUCGGAAAUAAUAACCGAGCGUCGCCUGCGCGCGCCUGACGUCCGUCUGCUCCAUGAGCAUUCCUGGCAUGAGAGCAGGGUGCGUAGUGCGCGCGCGAUGGAUGCGUGAUCGGUCAUCAUGCGCCUCUUCCGCGGGCCGAAGCGCAGGGAAGUGACCGGGCCGCAGCCGCACCCGCAGCCGCACCCGCAGGCCGCGACGUCUCCGCGCGGAGACCUCGCCCCGCACCCCCCGCACUACACGCUCGUCACCGCGCUGCCCGCCAUGGUCAUGGAGGACGACGUCAACGACAUGAAAAAAGUGUUUGCUACGUGGGGUCGUCGCAUGGGAAAAAAACUAGAUAUGUUGAAAAGAACAGAGACAAAAGAAUCGCCCGAAGAAACAAACAAAAACGAAAAUAUUAACGACGAUUCUUCGAUAGUAAUUACCGGACAGUAUAAAAAGAAACAGAAUUGGAAAAUGGGAAGAAGCAGCUCCGAUUCAAUGUCCUUAAAAAAGGAUAACGAUAGUGAUUCCAUUAGAAGUGGAUCAAGAGAUAGAUCUCCGAGCCCUUUUAAGACUUUUUUUCAUAGAAUGGGUUCUACUGGAAUGCUGAAUUCCUCUAAAACUCAGUCUCUACAUACACCAAAAUCACCUGAUAAAUAUCCGUUGCCAAACGGACAAUCUCUUUAUCGCAGUUGUUCUACGUCACACUUAUCGACUUACGUUAAAGCGGAUGAUCCAUCUGAUGAUAUUGAUUUGCAAAAUACUACCACGGAAAACAAAAUAUCUCCUUCUAAACAAAAACAUUCUAACAUUUUACCAGAUGAAAACUUAUUGAAUACACCAACGAAAGCUGUAAGUUGUGAUAACAUACCAAACAAAUUAGAUGGACAGCAAAAUACAGGAACUUGUAAAAAGCCAAAUUUUCCUUACGCCUUCUUGCGAUCUAAAUUAUCGGUUUUACCCGAAGAAAAUAGUAUGGCAUCCCAGCAUAGAUCUGUAUCAGUACGACAAAGUUUUUCAGAAAGAAUAGAUCGAAGAUCUCCCAAAUUUCGAAGAGAACGAAUGUACUUACCUAAUUCUCGAUCUGAAGAGCGAUACCAAAGCAGUGAUAAUAUAUCCGUCCACGAAGAAAAUAUACUUAUGAGUGCGAGUUUAAGAAAUAAUUGUGAUUUCACGAGAAGUUCAAUGAGAAGCGUAAACGACCCCGAUCUAAGUGUUUACAAUUCUCGUUGUCUUGACGAUGUGCCUCGUAGAUCAUCAAUGAUAUCGCAAAAAGCGCCAUUUGAUUACGACCCAAUGUUGUUACCCCGAAAUAGGAAUAGUUUACCAGUCUAUGAAUACAAUUCAGUUCUGGGAUCUGCACAGGAUCUAAAAACUGAACUUGCAUCUUCCAAUCAAAGUAUACAUCUAGAAGUGCUACAAGCACAUAGGCUAAGCAACUACGUUAGCUCUAAUGAGUCUGGGUAUGAUAGCGAUGGCAGACCGACGGAUGAGCAUAGUAAUCAUUCACCCCCAGGAUAUUCUUGUAAUUCACAAGGUUUAUGCAACAAUAAUGGAGAAACCAAUCAUAGUAAUUUUCUACGGCAAUUGAGUCUUAAUCAUAAAAUAAAUGUGAGUAGAGUUCAUGUACCCGUUAGAAGAAGCUCUACCCCAUGCGCUCUCUUUCCAGUUGAAAAAAAUACAUCCUAUCAGUACGACAAUCAUAAUGGGGAUACAAAUAAAUAUAAAAACAACGACACGAAUCAUCUAAUCAUGAUAGACUAUAAUGACGCAAAACCUCCGCCAUUGCCAAAGAAAACCAUCAAUAAAAAGACACCAUAUAUUUACAAAACUAUAACUUUAGACGAACGUGUACAAACGAGAAAAAUAAAAUUAUUACAGUCACAAUUAGUUCCCGUAGAUCACUCAUCGACGCCAAAUCUCAGUGAAAAUUUCAUUAGUUCUUCGGAUGAAGUAGUAGAUACGCAACAAGUUCAGGAAACCGAUCUACUCGGUAGAGGACCGUGUACAAAACGGUUUCGAAAAAUAAGGUUAUUGAAAUCAAGACUAGACGAAAGCCUGGGAGUAUACUUAACACAACAUAGAGUGGACUUUGAUAGUGGAGGAAACAACUAUGAAAUCCGAUAUAUUGUAGUAAAACUAGAUUUUGAUGGUAUAGCUCAUAGAGAUGGAAGACUUCGGAUAGGAGACGAAAUAGUUAAUGUGAAUGGAAAAGUUUUGCGAGGACUAUCUUCUCUUAGAGAUGUACAGCAUAUAGUUAAUUCUUGUUCUACGGAAGCAACUAUCGAAGAUGGCGCAUUAUUUCGUCGAUAUCAAGUUGAUCUAGUAAUGGCGCAUGACGAAAUUUCUCCAAUUACAUUGAGUCGAAUCAUCAAUAACCAACAUUACGAAGCAAACUCCAUGCAUUCCAUGUCUAGCAUACCACCUGACAUAAUACCGCAAACGGCGCACAAACCAUCCCCAAGCCAAAUUGUAAUUGAAACUCAUUUUCCAAGUGAAGAUCAACAUGGUCGUAAUUCAAAUAACACAAAAUUGCAUUCCAAUAAUAAAACUAAUACAAAUGACAAAAAAUGUGAAGUCGGAGUUCAGGUGAACAAUAGUCUAUUGUUAUCAAAUCAAAAAAGUGACGACGAAAAAUUACUAGAGCGAAACUGCUAUACGCAAUCUCAUUCAUCUCUACAAAAUAUCACAAAUAUAGAGAUUUCAAUGAGAUCGUCUCCAUCACCUAGGCAUUCUAAUAGCAAUAACUAUAGGCCAAUAUCUCUUCAUAAUUCACGACCUCCACCGAUGAUUGGAUUGUCAAUUUGUAAUGAUAACACAACAAAUGAAAUCAAAGAAAAUUCCUCACAUUACAUAAAAAAUGUGCAGAGACUAUACCAAAACAGAUCUUUUGAAAGUAUACCAGAACAACUAAGGAGCAGCAGCCGAAGCAGGUUUUUCAAUAGAGUAGGAUCACAAAGAUGUACACCAAAUUAUUCCCAUGUAUCACGGCAGCAAGAAUAUAAUAGUCAUCAUGAGAACGUUAAUUUGUCUCACAACACCGUGCACAGAGCUGAGUUUUGGAAAGGUCCAGGUCAAAAGAGCCUCGGAUUUAGCAUUGUAGGCGGAACCGAUUCACCAAAAGGGCAAAUGGGAAUAUUCGUUAAGACGGUCUUUCCGAAUGGUCAAGCAGCUGAUAAGGGAACUAUCUAUGAAGGUGACGAGAUUUUAUCAGUAAACAACGUGCCAACGCGUGGACUUAGUCACGCUGGUGCAAUAUCUUUGUUCAAACAAGUGAAAGAAGGAAAAAUAGAACUGACGCUUUCAAGAAGAAGAGCUCCUAGGUCAAGAUCUGUGGAACCUCUCGGUAAUUUUCGCGGUGAAUGCAAAAGAGAUUGAUGCUAGAAGAGCCAGAAGCCCAAAGACAGCUAAAAAUUGAUUUUCUUUAUUAAGUGCAAUAUUUUACUUUAUUACUUGGCCAAAGGCGAAUCACUUACAUUUUAGAAUUAUUUUCGUAGGUGUUUAAAAGUACGUGGUACUUGUACUUGUAUCCCUUGUAUGGUAUAUCACGUAGACGAUAUAAAUUAAUCAGUAAUCAAACAACAACAUCAAUGAUUCACACCAGUGUUCACAAAUAUUGCUGUGGAAGAAACGUUACAUUUUAGAAUUAUUUGACAAGCUCAAAGAAAUUUCUAACAAAUGUAUUUGUUAUAUAAUCUAUUGGAUUGAACCUUCAUAAAAUAUCUACAAUCAUACAUUUUUGAGAAUUCUAAGAGUAUGGUUGUGAACAUUGGUGUAAAAUAUUGUACACAUUGCAUCGGAUAGCUUUACUGAGUAGCUUGUAUAUAAUAUUAUGCGGACAUUGAAUGUUAUAUUCCUACUUCCAUAAAUUAUUCUAUCGUGUGUCGAUAUUUUGUCAAAUAUUAUAAUGAAUUGUAUAAUGUGACUAUAAUAAGACUGUACGUAAUUUCUACUAAGUUAUAAGUUCUUAAUUAAAGGUAUGUCCCAAUAGAAAUGCUAGAUCUCGUUAUAUCUGUAAUUUGUUCAUUCCAUGACAGAUGAUACUGCUAAUUGAUGUCCGGGACGUCUGUAUUUGUGCAAAAAUAUCAAUGUACAGUUCUAUACAAAACGUUUUAGGUACCUCAUACUAUCACCUUUCGUGGGAUGAACCUAUAGGUGCUAAUAUAUGAUUAUGACGUUCACCUUAACUUAUAUCCAAUAUAACUAAAGUACAUACCCAGAUCUACUUAAUUCUAUAAAAAUAAAUAGACUGAUAUUUCAAUUUUCUAUAAUAAUUAUUAUUUGUACCUAUAUUCUCAACCAAAGCUUAGUGAUUACGUGGGUAAUAUUUAAACAAUUUACGAAACAUAAGUACUUCGUUAAUAUACUUAUACACACUACAAAUCACUGGUCAUUUGUAUCGGUGCUCCGUCCAAUUAAAUGUUAAAAUGGUCAAUUAGUCAAUAUUUUGAUGAUUGGCAUACACAUCGAGCGUAGAUGACAACUUUUUUACAAAUUCGACAAAAGAACCAUACCAUCCACAAAUCAAUCGAAAAUUAUUGAUAUUAUACAAUAAAAACUAAUUAAUUCAUGAACAGUAUUGUUAAAACGUAAUUUAAAUGUUUUGUAAAUAAAUUAAGGAUACCUCUCGAUGCUUCCACACUUUUAGUUAAAAAUAAAACGUUUAUAAGUA